UGUUUGAGUUUAAAUUUUUAAUAGUGACUGCAAUGUUAAUUAAAUAUGUUGUGUAUUUUUUAGUUUUAUAUAAUAAGUUUCCAUAUAAUAAACUAGUUAAAAAAUGAAUUAGCUGUCAAAUUUUUUCAAUGGCGCUUAGUAAUUGGAUAUUCAAAAUGACAAAAAUAAGAUCAAUGUCACCAACAACACUCAUUUUUUCAAUAAGAACAUUAUCCUCAAGUGCAACGAUAAGUGCUUUAAGAGCUUUCUAUCUCUCUGUCCAUCCAGACUUCUUUGCUCAACAUCCACAAAUACAGAAAAUCAAUGAAUCCUCACUAAAGCGAUUAAAUAGUUAUUUAGAAGCUGUUCAGUCUUCAAGGCAAAUAAAAAAUUUACAUCCAACUAAAGUAACUUUCUAUUUUCGAAAAAAAUCUGAUGAGAAAAAUCACUUGAUUGAUGAUGAUUUCAAGCUUGUAAAUUUUACUUUGCGAUCUCACGAUUUGAUGACAAAUAUUGAACAUAUAUUAGUAUCAUGUGGGCUUUCUGUAACUCACUUAAAUGAGGUUGUGCAUAAGCAAUCAUCGAAAUCUAAAGAGUUACCAUUGGAAAGUAGAUAUCGAAAGACAACUUAUGAUCCAAAAAAAUGGAGCCAGAACUUGCGUGAAGAAGAAUUUAAGUCAAGUGAUGAGGUUUCUACUCUGGGAUUAAGGAGAUGGCUACAAAAAAAUAUUUCUGAAAUAAGAAUGUUACAAGAAUCUAGUCAUUUAAUUGUAGAUAACAACGAAAUGCUUAGGAAUGAUAUAGCUAUGGCGUAUGGACUGAGAGAGAUUUUUUGGUGCAGCUCAUGGCAAUACAGGAGCGAACAAGGUGUUUUACGGAAUUUUGCCAGAUUUUGUGACCAACAUAAAGAACAAGUACAAUGUUUGCAAGGCAAAAAGUUGGUAUUCACUGACAGAACAAUGGUUGCUGCUGAUGAGAGUGUUUGUUUCAAUGUUGAAGACGUUCCACAACAAUGGCUACAGUUUUUGAUAAAGUACCAGAGUAUAGACCCUAAGUUGUUUGAUAGAGGAGCACAUUUGGAGAAAGUCAUUUGCAAUAGAUGUGGAAACAUUAAGGUUGUGCGUCCUGAAGUUCGGUUAUCUAGGAUGCGCACUCACACACUGUUAUCUGUCCACGAGUAUAUUACAAUAUUAAACAAAAUAACAACGGGAUUACUUUGGAUGCAACAGACAGAAGAACUAACUGUGUUACCAUGGUCAAUGAGAAAUCAUGAAAUUAUGUUUGUUACAUCACACGAUCCUGAUGGGGACAAGAUUUCAAUAUCACCGAAUGGUCGAUUUUAUGUUGAUAUGAAUUGUGAUCCACAUCAUCUGCUCAGUUUUCUAAUUCAGAAAAAAUCUUCGGCGGAGGAAAGAAAAUACUUUAGUUCUAGUGAGGAAUCCAAAUUUCAGAAACUGUCAUCUUUGUGUAAAGAGAAAUUGGGAGUGCAUUCAAUUUCGAAAGAUUUUGAUGUUGAACAUCACCAAUCUGCAAAGUUCUGUGAAAAAUUACUUAAAAACUCUGCAGAAUUCAACGUUUUACUCAAAGAUCUUGAUAUAAGGAUAACUUUAACUUAUUACUCUUUAUUUGACCAUGGAAGAUUGUGUGUCCCGUGGGAUUGGAGGGCAUAAUAGUACCAUACUUGUUAUUCUUGGAUUUUCCGUAAAGUGUUCAAACAUUCUCCAAUCAUAUCUAAUCACUAAACAAAAUCCAGAAUUCAAAUAUAUUAAUAUAAUCAUACUAAUAAAUCAUAAAAUUGAUUUUGUUGAUUAUGUAUGAUUGAACAUAACUCUUUGAUGUUGCUAUUCACUGUAAACAUACAAAGUCUGACCAGUUCGGUAACACUUAUUCAACCUAUUGCUAACAAAUAAACAUAACAAAGCUUUUAUUCUGGUUCUCACUAUUAUUCUAUGUCAACGAGCUGUGCUUGUCAGGGAUGUCACUGUGAUAAUCGUUCCGAAACACGCAUGGGUUUAGUUAGUAUUAUUAUAUUGUCGGUAUCUAACUCUUUUCUUGAUUUUACCGCUUGUGUUCACUGAUUAACUGUGGUGAUCCUCACAUGGUGAUAUCUUUGAUUUCUUGUCCAUUUCUCAUUAAAUAUUAGUUAUCUAACAUUACUUAGAUUCUUAGAAUUGCAUAUUUGUUUCUAUAAUGACUGGGGAAUAAAAUCAAAAAUAUGUG
Molecule: messenger RNA, 2199 nt
Organism: Styela clava
Lineage: Eukaryota; Metazoa; Chordata; Ascidiacea; Stolidobranchia; Styelidae
Product: T-cell activation inhibitor, mitochondrial-like
Cellular component (GO): mitochondrion
Source: RefSeq, a predicted model, not a curated record